CCGACCGGAGUUAAACAGUUGAGUCAAGCCGAGAAGAUCAGUUUCCGUAACGUGUGACAAAUGGAUGUCAAGGCACAGGAAAAGCAAAAUGAGAAUAUACGAAAAAGGAUACUCGAUGUGAAAGAGCUAUGCAUAACAGAAUGUCCGCAAGACUCCCCGUGGAUCAGACCUGUUCAGAUACGUUACCAACAAGAUGGCGAACCUAAAGACUGGGACGUGGUGAGGGCACACGACGGUGUGAGUAUAAUUAUAUUCAACACCAGUCGGAAGAAGCUUGUGUUCGUCCGACAAUUUCGUCCGGCGUUCUUUUACACAUUCCUACCGGAGCAACACGGCCCAGUGGACCUUAAUCGAUAUCCGCCGUCGUUGGGUUUGACAUUAGAACUUUGCGCCGGUAUUGUGGAUAAGGAUAAACCACUUGUCGAGAUCGCGAGGGACGAGGUCAGAGAAGAAUGUGGUUACGAAGCACCUACGGAGGCCUUUAAAUAUGUGAUUACUUUCAGAUAUAUUUCCACUUCUGUCUGCAAGCAUACGCUCUACUACGCGGAAGUUACAGACGAGAUGCAUAUACAUCCAGGAGGGGGUGCUGCAUCUGAAGGGGAACUAAUUGAAGUGGUGGAAUUAAGCAUCCCAGAAGCAAAACUAUACAUCAGUUCUGAGGAAGUUCAAAGUCCCCCAAGUUUACUGUACGGUGUAUCCUGGUUUCUAGCUAACAAACAUGAACAUUGUUGUUAACAUCAAAUUAAACAACUUUCAAAGUUAUGC
Molecule: messenger RNA, 765 nt
Organism: Habropoda laboriosa
Lineage: Eukaryota; Metazoa; Arthropoda; Insecta; Hymenoptera; Apidae
Product: uridine diphosphate glucose pyrophosphatase-like
Exons: 3
Coding region: 61-735 (224 amino acids)
Biological process (GO): ribose phosphate metabolic process; nucleoside phosphate metabolic process
Molecular function (GO): UDP-sugar diphosphatase activity
Source: RefSeq, a predicted model, not a curated record